AUGGUCGUCCAGCAGCAUGUUCUCAACUGGCUAUAUAGCGUCCUGACCAGCGAGUAUCACGAUGUCAAUCGGACCUACAACGAUGUAGCCCAGGCUCUCUCACAGUAUCCGUCCCUGUCGCCGAGGACCGACGUGCAUACAUUCGACCAUGGCGUCUCAGCCCUCCUCCUGCAUCUCUCGGGAACGAUACCAGUCGUCUUCCGUGGUACAACCUACCGAUUCCCCAUCUCGAUAUGGGUGCCUCACGCCUACCCGCGUGAACCUCCGCUAGGCUACGUGACACCCACCGAGACCAUGGUGGUUCGUCCCGGCCAGCAUGUCGAUCCGCAAGGAAGGAUAUACCACCCUUAUCUUGUUCGAUGGGCUGAGUUCUGGGAUAAAUCCUCCAUAUUGGAUUUCAUAGCCAUACUACGGGACGUAUUUGCCAAAGAACCUCCUGUCGUCGCACGCCAGCAGCUCCGGCCACCCCAGCAACAAUCAACCCCAUCACCAACACCCCCUCCUGUCCCUCCUUUACCUCCGAACAUGGCACGGCCCAGUCCUCAGCCAACCCAAUCGCCACAUGCGAAUAGCCCAAGGCCACCACCUCCUCCACCGAAGGGAGAUGAUCUUCCUCAGGUCGUGUCACCUUCAACUGCCCGACCUGACGGCCCUCCUCUCCCUCCUUUACCUCAAAAAGGGGUGCAACAGCCGAGUCAGUAUACGAACCAGCCGGAGAGACAAGUCGCACCAGCUACGAAUCGUCUCUCGCGCUAUGAUACCGCACCUCCAUUACCACCACAAGGCCCUCAAUCACACGUGCAACCUCCACCAAAUCCGCAAAUGCAAGCGCCACCACAAGCAUACGCCCAAACAACUCCAAAUAUACAAUAUCACAAUCAACAACGGCUCAGUUAUUCACAAGAAGCUGCAGGGCCCAGCUCACAGCAACCACUGGACCAGAGACGACAAUCAUUUGUCCCCGGAACCGCUGAGCCUCCCUCAUAUGCAAGCGGUCCUCCUCCAAACUGGCAGCAACCAGUUCCCCAGCAGCCUGCUCCUCAACCUGUCGCUAAACCUCCACCUCCGCCCGAUCUCAUGGACGAACCGCUCACGCUCUCCCUACCAUCACCUUCAAAUCUCCCGGCGCCCCCAAUUCCACCCAACCCCGAGAAGGACGCGCUUCUACGCCAACUUGCCUCAACACUAUAUGCAAUGCGCCAGCGCGCCCGACAGCAAAACGAGUCCUCUCUCACAGGCCUAAACGCGCAGCGCACCGCCAUGCUCACGGCCCUGCAAAACAUGCAGAACGACUCGGCAGCACUAACUCCGCUAUCCAAUCUUCUCGCCUCCAACACUGCAGUCCUGCAGUCCUCCCUCAAGGAAGCAGACGCCGUCAUAAGCAACAGCCAGACGCACAAACCUCCCGCCAUCGACGACCUACUCGUCGCUCCCACCGUAGUCGGCAACCAGUUAUACGACGUCGUGGCCGAGGAACGCGCUCUCGGCGACGCCAUCUUCGUGCUCGGCCGCGCCGUCGAGCGUGGCCGCAUCUCGCCCGCCGUGUUCGCGAAGACGACGCGCGGCCUCGCGCGCGAGUGGUACCUGAAAAAGGCGCUCGCGCGCAAGAUCGGUCGGGGCAUGGGGCUCAGUGGGUGA
This is a messenger RNA of Xylaria bambusicola, 1638 nucleotides long. Its product is annotated as UEV domain-containing protein. Bases 1 to 1638 code for a protein of 545 amino acids. The transcript has 3 exons. NCBI's taxonomy places the organism in Eukaryota, Fungi, Ascomycota, Sordariomycetes, Xylariales, Xylariaceae. Gene Ontology annotation, molecular function: ubiquitin binding. The record is from RefSeq and is a predicted model, not a curated record. Gene Ontology annotation, biological process: protein modification process; endosome to lysosome transport; protein transport. Gene Ontology annotation, cellular component: ESCRT I complex.